Eptesicus fuscus (big brown bat) is the source of this 5055-nucleotide messenger RNA. It is a transcript of the gene ANKRD26, whose product is annotated as ankyrin repeat domain containing 26. Bases 40 to 4995 code for a protein of 1651 amino acids. Gene Ontology annotation, molecular function: protein binding. The transcript has 33 exons. The record is from RefSeq and is a predicted model, not a curated record. NCBI's taxonomy places the organism in Eukaryota, Metazoa, Chordata, Mammalia, Chiroptera, Vespertilionidae.
GGAAGGUGAGGCUUCCCUGAAGCCGCCAGGCGCUCUGCGAUGAAGAAGAUUUUCGGCUUUGGGAGUAGGAAGGGCGUGUCGCCCUUGGGCGCGGCCUCCAGCCCCGGGAGGAGCCGGGGGGAGAGGCUGAGUGGUAGCCGAGGCCCCGCGCAGCCCGGGUACCACGUCCGGGACAGAGACCUGGGGAAGAUCCACCGAGCUGCCAGCGUGGGCAGCGUAGCGAAAGUGAAGCAGAUUCUGCUGCUCCGGAUAAAUGGCUUGAAUGAUAGAGACAAGAUGAACAGGACUGCUCUCCAUUUGGCCUGUGCCAAUGGACAUCCAGGAGUGGUAACUCUCCUAGCAGACAGAAAAUGUCUGUUGAACCUCUGUGAUAAUGAAAACAGGACCGCUCUGAUGAAGGCCGUACAAUGCCAGGAAGAGGAAUGUGCAACUAUUCUACUAGACCAUGGUGCUGAUCCAAACAUAAUGGACAUCGAUGGCAAUACUGCUCUCCACCAUGCUGUCCUUGGUCAAAAUAUAGCUAUAGUGGACAAGCUGCUUUCAUUCAAGGCAAAUAUUGAAGCGAGAAACAAGGAUGACCUCACACCACUUUCUCUUGCUCAAAGUGAAAAUAAAGAUCAUAUGGUGGAAUUUUUAGUAAAUAGAGGUGCAAGAAUACACACAGUCGAUCAGAUGGAAAGCAAUCAACAAGUAAUGUCUGAAUAUAAAGAAGAAAGGAGAGCUAAAAAGUCUUCUGAAAGUAGCAAAAGUUUUGCGGAUGAGAGCUCUGAAGAAGACUCUUUAAGGAGCAAACCUGGCAUUGAUGAUUCAUGGCCUACAUCAGAGGAUGAAGACUUCGAUUUAGAUACCAAGAAUUUCAUGAAGCCAAGCUUAGCAAAGCUAAAGACUGCUAUUCAACAAUCCCAGAAAAACAUAGAAGCAAAAUAUGCCACUGUGAGAUCAGAAAAUAGGACCUCAUAUGAGGACAAUAAUUUUCAUAGUGAAAAUGAAAAUGUGGUUGAAACCUUUCCCAACACAUCAGAAAAAAUCCAGGGCUUUUCUCAACCUGCCUUUUCAUCACUUGAACCUCUUCUAAAAGCUUCUCCUAUGUCUUCAGCAGUCAUAGGUCUUACAAAGGAAGACACAACAAAGCCAGCAAUUAAAAAAAAAGAAAAUGGUAUUGAUAUUAUUGAAAGUGCUCCAAAGAGCCAAACAAAUAAUGACAAUUUGACCUAUGUUGAUGGAGAACACAAAAAUAGUAGUAGUGAUAAAAUGUCAGCAUUAGGAUUAGGAGAAGACGAAGAUAUAGAAUCACCUUGGGAUUCUGAGAGUUUCUCUACAAGUCUUCCACAGAAGUAUGUUGACCACUUAUCUGAAGCUGCAGAUCAAAGAGGAAAAUAUAUACUAAAUGAACAAGUAGAAGAUGUGCUUUAUAUACCUUCUUGCAUGAAUGGAUCAAGAAGCUUUAAGAUGGCUAAAGUAGAGGAUACAAGAAAUAUAGGCAUACCAGUAGCCUGCAUUGAUUCUCCUGGAAAAUAUCCUCACUUGAAGCCUACCCUUGUAGUGACAGAUCCUGUUCCCAAGAAAGCACAAGGAAUGAAGGAUGUACAAGCAUUCAAAUCAGCAGAGCUAGACUUAGAAAUGACAUCACAGGAAGAACAAGAAAGGCUUAUUGGAAGUGAAAAUAACCACCCACAGGUUGAAAAAGAAAAAAAGAUGCACAGAAGUUGUGAAAUGGACGUUACAGAAAACUUCUGUAAUGCUGAUGCUGAUGACAGCGAUGAAUUAAUUCAACAAAGAAAGAGUGGACAAACCGGUAACCAGCAAUUUCCUACUAUGGAGAAUGAAGAUACUGAUUGGUCAGCAAAGCAAACAUCUAGUGAAGAGAAAAUAUCUAGUGAAGAGAACAAGGUUAAAGAGAAAAUUGAUUCCGUGGAUGACCUUGAUGACUUAACUCAGUCAUCUGAAACAAUUUCAGAACAUUGCGAGUUGCCUUACUCCAAUUAUAAGAAUUCCAUGUUGCUAAUUGAACAACUUAGCAUGGAUUGUAAAGAUUCUAUUAGCUUAUUGAAAAUCCAGGAUGCAGUUCUUUCAUAUGAAAGAUUAAUAGAACUUAGAAAAAAUCACUGUGAACUGCUUACUGGGAAAAUUAAAAAAAUGGAAAAGAGGAUUAGUGGACUACAGAAGGAGCUAUCAGAAACAAAAGAAAUGAAAUCACAAUUAGAGCAUCAAAAAGUGGAAUGGGAACAAGAACUCUGCAAUUUGAGAUUUACCUUAAAAGAAGAAAAAGAGAAGAGAAGAAAUUCUGAUUUGUUAUAUGACAAAAUUAGGGAGCAGUUGAGAAAUAAAGAAGAGCAAUACAUUAAAGAAGUUGAAGCGAACCAACAACUUGAAACCACUCUUAGAACACUAGAGAUGGAAUUGAAAAUUGUAAGAAAGAAUUUAAAUCAGGUUGUAGAAGAGCGAAAUGACAUUCAGAGGCAACUCUCUCGAGAACAGAAUGCCAGAAUAUUACAAGAUGGAAUUCUGACCAAUCACCUAUGCAAAGAAAAGGAGAUAGAAAUAGCUCGUAAGAAAAUGAAUUCUGAGGUUUCCGAUAGUUAUGAAAAAGAAAAAACUUUGUUGCAUGAAAAUCACAUGUUUCAGGAUGAAAUUACCAAGCUAAGACUGGAAAUAGACACAGUAAAAAAUCAAAACCAGGAAAUGGAAAAGAAAUAUUUUGAGGACAUUGCAAUUGUCAAAGAAAAGAAUGACCAUCUUCAAAAGACAAUAAAACUGAAUGAGGAAACAUUAACAAAAACAAUAUUUCAACAUAACGGACAGCUUGGUGUUCUGACGGCUGAGAAUACAAUGCUAAACUCUAAACUGGAGAAUGAAAAACAAAACAGAGAAAGACUGGAAGCAGAAGUUGAAUCAUACCGGUCUAGACUGGCUACUGCUAUACAGGAUUAUGAGCACUGUCAGACAUCAAAGAAAGACCUACAAUUUGCUUUCCAGCGAGAAAGAGAUGAAUGGUUUUGUUUACGGGACAAAAUGAAUUUUGAUAUGUCUAACCUAAAAGAUAACAAUGAAGUUCUUUCUCAACAACUUUCUAAAGCAGAAAGUAAAUUCAAUAGCCUAGAAAUUGAGCUUCAUCACACAAGAGAUGCUCUCAGAGAAAGAACAUUGGUUUUAGAAGGUGUACAAAGAGACCUAAGCCAAACACAGUGUCAAAAGAAGGAAAUUGAACACCUGUAUCAAAAGGAACAAGGUAAAGUGAAUAAAUAUGUUGGAAAGCAGGGAUCCUUAGAGGAGAGGUUAUCUCACCUACAGAGUGAAAAUAUGUUGCUCCGACAGCACCUGGAUGAUGCUCACAACAAAGCUGACAGUAAAGAAAAGACAGUCAUUAAUAUCCAAGAUCAGUUUCAGGAUAUCAUAAAAAUAUUUCAAGCUGAAAGUGAAAAGCAAGGUCUUCUGCUGAAUGAAAGAAAUAAGGAGUUAAUCAAUGAAUGUAAUCAUUUAAAAGAAAGAAUGCAUCAGUAUGAAAAUGAUAAAGUGGAAAGAGAUGCAGUUGUGAGACAACUUCAACAAGAACUGGCUGAUACACUAAAAAAACAGUCUAUGUCGGAGGCUUCAUUGGAGGUUACAUCACGUUAUCGUAUGAAUUUAGAAGAUGAGAAACAAGAGUUAAAGAAGGAACUAGAUCAAAUCAGAAGUCAGUUGCAAGAAGCACAAGAUCGAUGUACUGCGGCCGUAAGAUGUGCUGAGGAGACGCAAGAUCACGUGCAAAAGCUUGAAAUUGAAAAUGCCAAGUUAAAAGUUACAAUAAAAAAGCAAGAACACAAAAUUGAACAGCUUCAGACAAACCUGUCGGGAAACAAUUCGUCUCAGGAUGAAAAGGAACAGUUAAAGAAAUAUAUUGAGUCAAAACAGUCUUUGGAAUAUAGCUUGGAUCAAGAAAUGAAGAAAAAUGAUCAAUUAGAAAAAGAAAUUACCAGAUUAAAGAAACUCUUAAAAAUUACAAAAAGGAAGUUAAAUGAAUAUGAAAAUGAAGAGCUUAGUUUCCCUGGAGAUUUAAAACCGAAACAAAUUGAAAUGGAUAUUCAGAUUAAUAUAUUAAAACAUAAGAAUGAUGAUCUUACAGCAAAACUGGAAAGUGCAUCUUCACAGUGUAUACGUCUGGAUGAAAAAAAUAAAUUUCUUCAACAGGAGUUAUUAUCUAUGAAAGCAAUACAAAAGAAAUGUGAAAAGCUAGAGAAUGAAAAAAAGAAGUGGAAACAAGAAGUACUAAACCUCAAUAGACUUAUGGAAAUGAAUGUGGUAGAAUUUGGUGAAGUAGAACAGUAUAAACGGAAGAUUGAAGAAAGAGCAAGACAGGAUGUAGUAGAAAAAUUAAAAGAAGUCAAUCUAUUUUUACAGACACAAGCAGCAUCUCAAGAAAAUCGAGAGCAGUUAAGAGAGAAUCAUAAUACUUCAAUAAGAAGUCAGUUGGAACUCAGAAUUAAAGAUCUGGAAUAUGAACUCUUCAAAAUGAAAACUUCUCAAGAUUCUAAAGAAAUAAAUUUGGAAAAAUAUAAGCAACUUUACCUAGAAGAAUUAGAAGAUAGAAAAUCAUUGGCAAAUAAACUAGACAAGGCUCAUGAGAGGCUAGCAGAGGUCAGCACCGAACUUCUCCUGCAGAAACAGCAGAACAGACUUUUAGUCAGUGUUCCUAACACAAGGCCAGGCCUGGAGACACCUGGUGUUGGAAACGUUAAUAAUAGUUUUGUGCUCUAUGGACAUUCUACUCCAAGAGAAAACAUGGUGAUUCCUACCUCAAGGCCACGGAUUUCAAAUAACAGCAUAGAGACUUACUUGAUCAAGAUGCAGCAGGACUUUGAAAAAACUCUAACUAGAGAAUUAAAAGAAGAUGCUGCUGAAUUUGAAUCUGAAUCCUAUCCUGUAGGAUCAGUUGAUCAGUCAAAUUCAUAUGAAGACUUACUUUUGAAAACGUCACGAGAAUAUGUACAGAUUUUGAAGAAAAAUUAUAUGAUCUGAAACAUAAAUAGUAAAAAUGUAUUUACUGGACUAUUUACAAAACAUUUUUAUUAUUUUCUA